AGAAGAGGAAGAAGAAGAAGAAGCAGAAGCAGAAGCAGAAGAUACAUUAGCGUGUGGACCCAUAUUGACAAUGCGCACGCGCUGAUUGUCUCCGGUCGGCUGCUCGUCUGCUCUCUCUCGACUCUCGAUUCUUUCAUUCCACUGUCCAGUCUUGUUAUCGUCUGGGGUCGUUCUUAUUUCUUGCGCUUGUAGAUUCUGCAUAUUAUCUCUAAGGAAUGUCAUAUUUUCUUAAUAGAGAUAAAACAGCAGCAACCAUCGUCUGUCAAAAUAAGAUAUAUCUCUAAGGAAUGUCAUAUUUUCUUAAUAGAGAUAAAACAGCAGCAACCAUCGUCUGUCAAAAUAAGAGAACUACAAUUACUGUACUAAAGUUGUCUGAAGUUACAGCUAGCAAGCUAUCAUUUGGCCUGGGUGUGGACUGUCAAUGGCGUGUGUAGGGACAUCAGAUGACAGAGUAGGAGAGGUGCUGCUGAAUAGAGUGAUGCAGGAGCAGCUGGAGGAGGUGUUGUAUUCAGAAGUCCUGGUAGCGCACCCCACAGAAACCCAGGAGGUGGAGAGUGAUCAGGAGCAGAAGAUGGUGUUGCAGCUGGCUGUGAUGAUACGGACCAUCGGAGACGCCUUCAAGAAGGACGGGAAGCUGGACGAUGCGAUAGAUGGAAUGGUGGGGCAAAUGACCAGCAAGACCAACUACUGGAAGUUGGUGGAAAAGGUAUUUGAGGAUGGUCAAAUCACCUGGGAGAGAAUUGCUGUGCUGUUCUACGUAGCAGGGAGGAUAGCUGUCAAGGUGGUGAUUGCCAACCUCCCCCAGUUAGUGAAGGCCAUUCUGAAGUGGACUCUGGAGUACUUCAGAAGCAAAUUACUGGACUGGAUCCAGAAACAUGGAGGAUGGGUGAACAGUUUCGCUGCGCUGGCACGUGUGCAGGUGGAGAGGAUGUCCUCUAUGAGAGCCCGGUCCUCAGGGCUCAUCCUGGUCUUCCUCGGAGGUGUCAUACUGGGUAGUGUUAUCACCUGGAAACUGUCCAGGAGGACCUGACACACACACACAGUCCCACUCCAGUUCAAGAGCAAUACAUGCAAACGUGUGGGCGUGCGCAUACACACACACACACAAAUACAUUUGUUUACCUAGUCUAUGUAUUAUUAGUUACCUACAGUGGGGAAAAAAGUA
Messenger RNA from Coregonus clupeaformis (lake whitefish), 1165 nucleotides. Its product is annotated as apoptosis regulator BAX-like. Gene Ontology annotation, biological process: extrinsic apoptotic signaling pathway in absence of ligand; release of cytochrome c from mitochondria; mitochondrial fusion. Lineage: Eukaryota; Metazoa; Chordata; Actinopteri; Salmoniformes; Salmonidae. The record is from RefSeq and is a predicted model, not a curated record. The transcript is spliced from 6 exons. Gene Ontology annotation, molecular function: channel activity; protein homodimerization activity; protein heterodimerization activity. Bases 422 to 1030 code for a protein of 202 amino acids. Gene Ontology annotation, cellular component: mitochondrial outer membrane.